Molecule: messenger RNA, 990 nt
Organism: Bombyx mandarina (wild silkworm)
Lineage: Eukaryota; Metazoa; Arthropoda; Insecta; Lepidoptera; Bombycidae
Gene: Syx6
Product: syntaxin 6
Biological process (GO): Golgi vesicle transport
Cellular component (GO): membrane
Source: RefSeq, a predicted model, not a curated record
ACACUCGAUAUUCUGUGGGUUGGUCGCCAAGCCGAGGUAUUGUACGAGUGUAAGAGAGUGUGCAUUUAUGGUUAAAUUUACAGUUUAAAAUUUUAGAAAAUCCACAAUCACAUGGUUCUUUUAAAAUUUUUGUUUUAUUUUUUGUUGACAUGACUUUAGAAGAUCCUUUCUACGUCGUUAAAGAUGAGGUGUUCAAAGCACUGAAUAAGACUCGUGGUUUGUACCUACGCUGGCAGGAGAUUUGUAAGACUCCAAUAAUUGCAAGUAGUCCAGAAGUAGAAUGGACUUCGACUGAAUUGAAAAAUGCACUGCGCAGCAUUGAAUGGGAUUUGGAAGAUUUAGAAGAUACAAUAAGUAUUGUAGAGAAGAACUCUUCAAAAUUCAAGAUUGACAACAAAGAAAUUUGUGAUAGACGAACCUUUAUCGAAGCAACGAAGCAAGAAGUCAAGAACAUGAAGAGCAAGAUGAGCUUGAACCGCAAUCGAGACAAUGACGGAACCGCUCGGGAGCCUCUACUUGGUGACGAUAGUCCAAUGAACUUUGGCAACAAUUGGACAUCCACUCCGAAAUACACUAAAUAUUCAAAACUAGCGAAUCAAACCGACAGUCCCAAUCGCUUCGAUAUUUAUGACAAUGAUAUUCUGUCUAUGCAAGAUAAGUUGUUGGGAAAUCAGAAUGAGCAGCUACAAGUUAUUAGUGAGACGGUCGGUUCGCUCAAGACAGUUUCCAAGCAGAUUGGUCUUGAACUCGACGAGCAAGCUGUAAUGUUGGACGAUUUGAAUACGGAUCUUGAAAACACAGAUUCUAAAUUAGAUUCCACUCUUAAAAAAGUCGCGAAGCUGCUUCACAUGAACAAUGACCGACGACAAUGGUUCGCUAUAAUGAUUCUUGUGGGACUAAUAUUUUUAGUUUUACUGUUAUUUAUAAUUCUUUAAACAAUAUUGAAUCAACAAAUUAAGUUUGAGUAAUUUUAUUUAUGUAGUUAAGUGA